Messenger RNA from Acanthisitta chloris (rifleman), 2325 nucleotides. Its product is annotated as villin-1-like. The record is from RefSeq and is a predicted model, not a curated record. Lineage: Eukaryota; Metazoa; Chordata; Aves; Passeriformes; Acanthisittidae. The transcript has 18 exons. Bases 1 to 2325 code for a protein of 774 amino acids. Gene Ontology annotation, molecular function: phosphatidylinositol-4,5-bisphosphate binding; actin filament binding. Gene Ontology annotation, biological process: regulation of lamellipodium morphogenesis; actin filament severing; actin polymerization or depolymerization. Gene Ontology annotation, cellular component: cytoplasm; actin cytoskeleton; lamellipodium.
AUGUCUCCCUUCCUUCUGCAGAACAUGGAGAUGGUGCCAGUGCCCACCAAAAACUAUGGCAACUUCUACGAGGGGGACUGCUACAUCGUGUUGUCGGUAGGGCAGUCUGGGGUCCUGUGGGGGACUGGGGACCAGCUCCACCCUGGGGACGAGAGUGAGACCUUCCGUGCCCUCUUCAAGCAGGGAAUCAUCUAUAAGAAGGGUGGAGUGGCCUCAGGCAUGAAACACGUGGAGACGAACACCUACAACAUCCAGCGCCUGCUGCAUGUGAAGGGCAAGAAGAAUGUGGUGGCAGGAGAGGUGGAGAUGAGCUGGAAAAGCUUCAACCGUGGGGACGUGUUCCUGCUGGACCUGGGCCAUCUCAUCAUCCAGUGGAAUGGCCCUGAGAGCAACCGAAAUGAGAGGCUGAGGGCAAUGACCCUGGCCAAGGACAUCCGGGACCGGGAACGUGGGGGCCGUGCCCAAGUGGGCAUAGUGGACGGUGAGGACGAGGAUGCCUCACCAGGGCUCAUGAAGGUCCUCACACAUGUGCUGGGUGAGAAGAGGGACAUCCAGCCAGUCAUCCCUGAUGACAAAGUGGACCAGAUGAUCAAGUCCUCCCUCAAGCUCUACCACGUCUCCAAUGCCAGUGGGAACCUUGUCAUACAGGAGGUGGCAAUUCGACCCCUAACUCAGGACAUGCUCCUGCAUGAGGACUGCUACAUCCUUGAUCAAGGAGGUCUCAAGAUCUUUGUGUGGAAGGGCAAGAAUGCCAACAAGGAGGAGAAGCAGCAGGCGAUGAGCAGGGCACUGGGCUUCAUCAAAGCCAAAAACUACCCGGACAGCACCAGCGUGGAGACAGAGAAUGAUGGGUCAGAAUCAACCGUAUUCAGGCAGCUUUUCCAAAAAUGGACUGUCCCCAACCAGACCAGUGGGUUGGGCAAGACCCACACCGUGGGAAAAGUGGCCAAGGUGGAGCAGGUGAAGUUCGACGCUACCACACUGCAUGCCAAGCCCCAGAUGGCUGCCCAGCAGAAGAUGGUGGAUGAUGGAUCUGGGGAGGUGGAGGUCUGGCGUGUAGAGAACAAUGAGCUGGUGCCUGUAGAGAAGAAGUGGCUGGGACAUUUCUACGGCGGGGACUGCUACCUGGUGCUCUAUACCUAUUCUGUUGGGCCCAAGGUGAACCGCAUCAUCUACCUCUGGCAGGGCCGCCAAGCCAGCACAGAUGAGCUUGCUGCCUCCGCCUACCAGACCGUCAUCCUGGACCAGAAGUACAACAAUGAGCCCGUGCAGAUCCGUGUCACCAUGGGCAAGGAGCCAGCCCACCUGAUGGCCAUCUUCAAGGGCAAGAUGGUGGUGUAUGCGGGUGGCACGUCACGGGAGGGCAACACAGAGCCCACACCCUCCACCCGCCUCUUCCACGUGCAUGGCACCAAUGAAUACAACACCAAGGCCAUCGAGGUGCCUGUCCGUGCCUCCUCCCUCAACUCCAAUGACGUCUUUGUGCUCAGAACCCCCAGCUGCUGCUACCUUUGGUAUGGUAAGGGCUGCAGUGGGGAUGAGCGUGAGAUGGGCAAGACAGUGGCUGACAUCAUCUCUAAGUCGGAGAAGCCAGUGAUUGCAGAGGGACAGGAGCCACCUGAGUUCUGGCUGGCCCUGGGGGGCAAGUCCCAGUAUGCCAGCAGCAAGAGGCUGCAGGAGGAGAACCCCUCCGUGUCCCCACGACUCUUUGAGUGCUCCAACAAGACAGGCACCUUCUUGGCCACAGAGAUCAUAGACUUCACCCAGGAUGACCUGGAUGAAAAUGACAUUUACCUGCUAGAUGCCUGGGACCAGGUUUUCCUCUGGAUUGGGCAAGGCGCCAAUGAGUCAGAGAAGAAGGACGCAGCAGUGAUGGCACAGGAGUACCUGCGGAGCCACCCCAGUGGGCGUGACCUUGACACCCCAAUCAUUGUGGUGAAGCAGGGUUAUGAGCCCCCCACCUUCACUGGCUGGUUCCUGGCCUGGGACCCUCUCAACUGGGCUGAUAAGAAAUCCUAUGAGACGCUGAGAGCUGAGCUGGGUGAUGACAGCAGCCUCGGGCAGCUCACCUCAGCAUUCACAUCCAAGCAAGAGGUCUUCACCGCCUCAACCACCCUCCUCCCCACCAAACUGGAGACCUUCCCUGUGGAUGUGCUGGUGAACACCUCAGCUGAGGAUCUGCCACAGGGUGUGGAUCCCAGCCGGAAGGAGGCUCAUCUCUCCGACAAGGACUUCCAGGCUGUUUUUGGCAUGAGCCGUCCCGCCUUCGGCAACCUGCCCUUGUGGAAACAACAGAAGCUCAAGAAGGACAAAGGACUCUUCUAG